GUUCUUUUUAGGAUAUUCAAUAGCUUGGACCUUAAAUCCUUCUGAAUAGCUCUUAAUCUUCUUCCCUUUAUGCGAUUUCAAAUGAUUGAAAUCAGCAUCCUCCAUUUUGAAAAUGAUGAUAGGUGAAGUGUCACUCGUGACGUGACGAGUUUGACCCGGCCGAAAUUCUAGACGUGCUAAUAAUAGUAAUUCUAGGCAGGCGCAUACUAUAGACCUGGUGGCAAUUCAAGGAAAUAUGGUAUAUGUCGUCAUAAGUAGUAGUAAGAGACUACACACAGGAAAAGAGCAGAAUGUCAGGGCGUGAUGUGACGGUACACUUGCUUUCAGACAAGAGCUAUAUGCAUGCAUGUUUGGUUAUGCUUUAAAGUCAUUUGCAACAACGACAUUUUACUCUGUAGCACUUUGAGGUGGUUUGCUCAAUGUAAAGUGCGUUUUUACAAAUGCAAUCUAUUAUUGUUAUUAUUUAAACGCCGCUUUAGUCGAUGAUUCGUCGAAGUGCGCACAAUCAAUGUUGUGUACAAUGUGCGGCACGUCUUCGGCACGUGCCCCAACAGACACUAAACCACGCCCCCCACCCUCACCCCUCCCCGCUUUGUACCUUCACGUGAGCGCCUGAGCGGGUAGGGGCGGGGGGCACGUGUUCUGCCACGAGUGUCCUCGCGACUCGGCUGCAAUCUUCUUCUUUUCUGUCCUUCCACUCACUUUGUGGCUAAUACUCCACUUUAUCUUCACCAAACACUUUUUUUAAAGCCACUUUGUGGCUCAUACUCCAUUUUAUCUUCACCGAGCACUUUUUUAACGCGAGGACCUCAGGACAUCCACACACAGUGCGGCAUGCACAUGACCGCAUAAGCAGCCAAUCAGCGUCUACUAUGGGCGAAAUGGGUGGGGCUUUCCCUCGUGAAUAACCAAUAAGCGCCGUGUAUGUCCACGGGUGACACAAAGGAGAACCGUGAGUGUGUUUGGUUUCCGCAUCUUUUCGUGCGGUGGACAAGACGCGAGUGCGGUGAGGCUACAAAAAAAGAGGAAUAGUCGAUUUUUUUUAGUAAACAAAACUUCCUUUCUUCGUCCGACAACAAUGCCGAGUGGAACCGCAAUGGCUGAGCCCGAGACGAACGUCGAGCGCAAGUCGUACUCGUUCGCGAUCAGGAAGAUUUUGGACAUCCCGCCCCCGAACAUUCUGGAAGAAGGUGAUGGCGAGAUGGAAAAGGAGAAGCUGGGCUCGGUGGAGGAUGUGGAAGGGGGCGGUGCCGGAGCUGGCAGCGCUGCCGGAGCCCCGAGAGGCGGGGCCGGCGUCGGAGGGGUCUCCGCCUCCCUGACCCCGGCCAUCUGGGAGAAGACCAUCCCUUACGACGGCGAGACCUUCCACCUGGAAUACAUGGACCUGGACGAGUUCCUGUUGGAGAACGGGCUCCCCGUCAGCCUGGAGGAGGAGGAGGAGGACCCACAGAAGACCCUGACCACGGCGGGCGGGAAAGGUAAAAGCGCCCCGAAGGCCGCCACGUCUCCCUCUCCCCCGCCCGCUCCCGGGGCUUCGCCGGACGCCCCGGAGCCCGAGGAGGCAGCGACGGUCACCACCCUGCUGCCCGCCAAGUUGGAAGAUGAAGAGGAGGAGGAGGAGGAAGAGGAGGAGGCGACGGCAGAAGGAGAGGACGUCAACCAACAAAGUCCUGGUUAUCACGCCGUAGAGCGCAACACGCCCUCUCCCAUUGACCCGGAAGCCAUUGAGGUCGAUGUCAACUUCCAGCCAGACCCCACAGACCUGGUCCUGUCCAGCGUGCCCGGCGGAGAGUUGUUCAACCCACGCAAACACAAGUUCUCUGACCAGGAGCUCAAGCCGCAGCCCAUGAUCAAGAAGGCCAAGAAAGUCUUCGUUCCCAACGAACAGAAGGACGACAAAUACUGGUCGAGGAGGAAGAAGAACAACGUGGCCGCCAAACGGUCCCGCGACGCCCGGCGCCUGAAGGAGAACCAGAUCACGGUGCGCGCCUCCUUCCUGGAGCGGGAGAACGCGGCGCUGCGGAAGCAAGUGGGCGAGCUGCGCAAAGACUGCGGCCGCUGCACCAACAUCCUGGCCCGCUACCAGGCCAAGUACGGCCCGCUGUAAGACAAGUCUCGCUAAAACUUCCGAGCCCGCAGAAUCCAACACAGACAUGGGAAAAAAAAACCACACAAGGGAAAUCGACAAAUUUGCACUCUUGCUGACCUGCGGUCACCGUGUGGAGCUCCGGUCGCAGGGUCCGAACCUGGCGUCGUAGCGGUUGGACGCACGAGGGGAGGGGCGGGGCAUAGAAGCGUGUGGAGAGCGCCUGGCUCCCUCACCGCGAGGAAGGCCACCACGCUCCUGUGGACGCGAACGCUCUUCAAGAAAGCCAGGAAAUACGGCAAGCUGAUUCCAUUGUUGUUGUUUUUAUUUUGGAAAUCACGGCAUAGCACUUCCUGUAGUGGACCAAAGCAUGCGUGCCCCCAGUAUCUACCUGUCCCUGUGCCACACCUGUCCUUUUGUGUAGAGGCAGGACAAGAAUAGUAUCUACCUGUCCCUGUGCUACACCUGUCCUUUUGUGUAGAGGCGGGACAAAAAAGGAGUGGAAGUCAGAGACCCAAGGAAGCCGUGAGGAGUGGACAGUCCGCUUAGUUGCUCCUUCAAGUAACACACACACACAUUUGUAUAGUCCUCUCCAAGUAACACACACACUAUAUUUGUAUAGUCUUCUCCAUUGUUGCACUUUCUCUUGGAGGUUGUUAGAAAAGGUGCAUGAAGGAGAGCCGCACGGAAGAUUUUAAAAACAUCACCAGUUAGUAAUUAAAUGCAGGCUACGGAGUGAUGAUAUGCGAGUAGUGGGGUGUUUGUUUUACUGCACUCUGCAAGUAGUGGGUGUUUGUUUUACUGCACUCUGCAAGUAGUGGGGUGUUUUUUUUACUGCACUCUGCAAGUAGUGGGUGUUUGUUUUACUGCACUCUGCGAGUAGUGGGGUGUUUGUUUUACUGCACUUUGCAAGUAGUGGGUGUUUGUUUUACUGCACUCUGCAAGUAGUGGGGUGUUUGUUUUACUGCACUCUGCAAGUAGUGGGUGUUUGUUUUACUGCACUCUGCAAGUAGUGAGUGUUUGUUUUACUGCACUCUGCAAGUAGUGAGUGUUUGUUUUACUGCACUCUGCAAGUAGAGGGGUGUUUGUUUUACUGCACUCUGCAAGUAGUGGGUGUUUGUUUUACUGCACUCUGCAAGUAGAGGGGUGUUUGUUUUACUGCACUCUGCAAGUAGAGGGGUGUUUGUUUUACUGCACUUUGCAAGUAGAGGGGUGUUUGUUUUACUGCACUUUGCAAGUAGAGGGCGCCAGAGUCUGUAGGGGCUUUGGCUUCACAUUCUGUAAAUAAAGUAAUCCUCUUUAGAUCCUGGUAUCUGAAGACAAAACGGGGAGGGUGAUAUUUGUUCUAUUUGGCAAAUAGUGCUGUAAUAAUACUGUUGAUUGUCACGUAGAAGAAUAUGUUGGGUUCUUAUUGCGGGUGCAAAUGAAGCGAGCAGGGAUUCCACAGAAGGAUGUGUAUGAGUUGGUGUGUAUAUAAAGGUCUACGCUCUCACUUACCUCAGUUGGACUUCAGAGGCGAGAUAAUAGAAGAAGUCCACUUGGCAGGACUUGCCAAACUGGCUACCUGUUUUUAAUGAGUAAAAGCAUCAGAGCAGGGUUGUCCAGUCCACACUUCUUAACUCGCAUUGGGCUAAAUAAAUGUGUAAGUUCGACUUCUAUUUUGUUUACUUCCGCGACGACGUCCUUAACGUUUUGUAAUCCACCAGAAAUAUCAAGCAGCUAAAAUGUUUUCAACACAAUCCACGUGGAGAGUGUUUUGCAGUCUUCCCAGCAUGCAUUGCAGGGGAUUUCAAUGGGUGUACAUUUGUAUUAUGUAUUGGGGAUAUAACAUCCACAUGGUUGUGUAAGGUGUGACCAUGUGUGUUGACUUUUUGUGUUAGUUUAUUUGCGCCAUAAGUGGGAAAGGCUGUUUUGGGUUAGGUCAUAUUAGUAAAUUCAGUGCUGAAAACACUUCAAAGUAGGACUGGGUUGAUACAUUUGUAUCACUUUUUAUCAUGGUACAAAACAAUCUGUCAGUAUAAAAUGGACCUGAUAAAAUAUUCCAUAUAUAUAUAUAAAAAUAUACUUACUGUAUAUUUUUGGGUGGGAAGAAUUUAUGAUUUGUUGCAUGAAGUCGCUCGCGUUGAGCAGCAAACAGGAAGUGUCACUAAGCAAUGGUAAGGACACACUAACAGCCAAUCAGGUAACAGUAUCAACUGCUAAUUUGGGUAGUGCCGUAUUUCAGUUUCGCUGUGGAUUCUCUGCAUGGAGUGAAAAGAGAAAGUGUGAACACACUGUGUUAAGUGUUCAGUAGCUUCUAUUUUACUAUUUACCACCUGGCGGGCGAACAUAUAAUACUCUAUUUAUUGGCGGGCUUCAAUAAGUCAUCAAUAAUAUCAAUAAUCAUCGAUAUCGUGAUAGUUUUCAGCCGUAUCGCCCAGCCCUACUUUUUGUGUUUUUCAUUUAUUUUUACCACAUAAGUGGGAAAUGUUUGGAUUGGGUCAUACAUAAAAAUGCUGUGCUGUGUACACUUCAAAGUGCAGUCCAUGGUCAUUAACUUCAAUCACUCAAACUCUCAGCGAUUAUGUCGAGAGAUAUGUCCAAUGUGACCUGGUGACUUGUGGUGGUCGGGACAGCCCUGGCUUCCAGACUGUUCCAGUCCUCCGAGGUCUCCGUGUGGUAAGAGACGAUACAGGUGGCAAUAAGAAAUAACCACAAUAGUGCUUGUUUUACUGCAGUCACAAUAGCGUGUGUAAAGAUGCAAUCUUGUCCUUUUCUUUAAAGACUAAAAAAAAAAUAAAAAUGUGCCCAAAGUC
Molecule: messenger RNA, 4881 nt
Organism: Nerophis ophidion (straightnose pipefish)
Lineage: Eukaryota; Metazoa; Chordata; Actinopteri; Syngnathiformes; Syngnathidae
Gene: tefb
Product: TEF transcription factor, PAR bZIP family member b
Exons: 4
Coding region: 1079-2107 (342 amino acids)
Biological process (GO): regulation of transcription by RNA polymerase II
Cellular component (GO): nucleus
Molecular function (GO): RNA polymerase II cis-regulatory region sequence-specific DNA binding; DNA-binding transcription factor activity, RNA polymerase II-specific
Source: RefSeq, a predicted model, not a curated record